This is a messenger RNA of Exophiala oligosperma, 1225 nucleotides long. RefSeq lists its product as uncharacterized. The transcript has a single exon. The coding region runs from base 1 to 984 and encodes 327 amino acids. The record is from RefSeq and is a predicted model, not a curated record. Lineage: Eukaryota; Fungi; Ascomycota; Eurotiomycetes; Chaetothyriales; Herpotrichiellaceae.
AUGUUUUCGCCGGGUACCCCCGAACCCGCAGGACAACAAAACUACACCCGGGUGUUGGUCAUGGGUCACCUACGAAACGAGGACGUGAGUUGGGUGUCUCGAGACGUCCCGGGACUGCGUACAAAGUUUUACUUGGUCGACGACGACACCUCGGGCGGUCUGCCGGCCAACAAGGGCCACGAGGCCAUGGUCUAUUUGACGUACAUCAUCGACCAUUACGACUCGUUGCCGGACGUCGUGCUCUUCUUCCACCCUCACAAGGUGGCUUGGCACAACAACAUCCUCCUCGACAUCGACACUUCCAAGACCCUCAAGCUCCUCAGCAGCCCCCACGUCGUUCGCCAGGGCUACUUCAACACUCGAUGCCACCUCGACCCGGGCUGCCCGGACUGGCUGCACGUCGACCGACCCCGGUGGAGGCACGACCUCAAACACAAACCCGAGGAACCCGCCCUGACCACCAAACUCUUUCGCGAGUUGCACGGCGCCGACGUUCCGGUCCCGCACGCCAUCUCGCAGCCUUGUUGCGCCCAGUUCGCCGUGUCCGGCGAGCGAAUCCGCCAGCGCCCUCGCGCCGACUACGUCCGCUACCGCGACUGGUUGCUGUCGACCGGCCUGGACGACAAGACGUCGGGUCGACUGAUGGAGUACUCGUGGCAGUACAUUUUCACGGGGAAUUUCGAGUUUUGCCCUUCCCAGCACCGGUGCUACUGCGACGGCUACGGCAUUUGCUUCGAGGGCGAGGCCGGUCUGCAGAACUGGCUGGCCAUUCUCAAACAGCGUGAAAGACUCGACGAGAAGUUGGCAUCCUUGUGGGAUUCGGGGGUCAGAGGAGGCGAAAAGUACAAACGCCUCGCGGCCAAGGUCAAGCGAAAGACCGAGUUGCUCGACCGCCUACGCGAAGACGCCCUCCGGAGAGGCUUCGACCCGGCCCUGAGGGCCGCAGAGUGUGGGCGCCCGUGGCACGAGGGAGAUGGCUUCUAACAAUGGAUUGAAAGCCCCCCGCUCUGUUUUGAGAAAGCAAAUAUUGCCCAUGUGUGUCGCCUUGUCGAGAGCGACUUGUUUUGCUUUUGGAAGGAUUUUUCUCUUUCUUUUUUUCUGGCCCAAAUACCAUCACGGACGGUGCCCUUGGGAAUCUUGUCGGAGUCGCAUGUGUGAUCUAGCCGCUAGCCUUGGAUUCAUUGGCAUACAAUGCCGUUUAUGUAUCUCUGUUGAAGCCCCCCCC